CAACUAUGAAAAAAAAUAAAACCUAAGUGUUCUCCAAUUCUCCAUUCCCAUAACCAUAUAAGCCGAGAUGAAUACCCGAGAAGAAGUAGGUGAGUUCUCUAAACUCUUCAAUGGUUUCAUAACUCUAAUGAGGAGAUUCAUAUUUAAAGUUCUAUGCGUCGGUCCAAUCCCUAAUCACAUCUCAUUCAUCAUGGAUGGAAACCGCAGAUUCGCCAAGAAACACAAUCUUCAAGGCCUAGACGCUGGACACAGAGCCGGUUUCGUGUCAGUAACAUACGUUCUUCAGUACUGCCAAGAGAUUGGUGUACCGUACGUCACGCUCUACGCCUUUGGUAUCGAUAAUUUCAAGAGAGAACCUGAAGAAGUCAAGUGUAUGAUGGAUCUGAUGCUGGAGAAAAUCGAGCUCACUAUCGAUCAAGCGAUCUCCGGGAAUCUAAAAGAUUUGAAAGUGAUAUUUGCUGGUGAUUUGAAUCUGGUAAAGGAGCGUCUUAAAGCCGCAGCUCAGAGACUGAUGGAACUUACCGAGGAGAAUAGGGGGUUAGUGGUUGUGGUUAUCGUUGCGUACAGUACAAGUCACGAGAUUGUUCAGGCUAUUAGAGAAUCUUGUGUGAGGAAGUGUGAGGGUGGGGAUAGUCCUCAGGUUUUGGAGGUGAGUGAUGUUGAAGAGUGUAUGUAUACAUCAAUUGUUCCUGAUCCGGAUCUUGUAAUAAGAUCAGGAGGAAUCGAUCGGCUGAGUGAUUUCAUGACUUGGCAGAGUUCAAGGUCCCUUCUUCAUACCACGGCAGCUCUCUGGCCGGAGUUAGGUCUUUGGCAUUUGGUUUGGGCCAUUCUUAAAUUCCAGAGGAUGCACGAUUACUUGCAGAGGAAGCAAAAGCUCGACUAAAUAGGUUUAAGUUAAACCCUAGCGGAACGGACUUGAGAAAUAAAUUGUUUUUACUAAGCAGAUGCAUAAAACCCAUGUAUACUAGUUCUUAGAAAUCUAGGAAUUAAGACGAAUGUUUCAUUAGGUUAGAGCACCGAUCCCUAGCCGCAGCAUGAACUCUUACCAUCUCUGCUGGAGUUACAUGUUUCUUGUGGCACAAGAAACUAUAAAUAUGAACAAGAAAACAGAAGAAAAUCAUUCUUAUUAUGUAU
Raphanus sativus (radish) is the source of this 1134-nucleotide messenger RNA. Its product is annotated as dehydrodolichyl diphosphate synthase 8-like. Bases 68 to 883 code for a protein of 271 amino acids. The record is from RefSeq and is a predicted model, not a curated record. Gene Ontology annotation, cellular component: endoplasmic reticulum. The transcript has a single exon. Gene Ontology annotation, biological process: polyprenol biosynthetic process. NCBI's taxonomy places the organism in Eukaryota, Viridiplantae, Streptophyta, Magnoliopsida, Brassicales, Brassicaceae.